AUGCUCGUUUUCGUGAAGAACUCGGAUGGCAUCCUCCGUGCGUUGGCAAUCGAGAGUGGGAGCGUCUUGAGCGAGGGCCUGACUGACAGCCUUGAUGUCUCAGCAGACGCUGCCCGGCUGCGCGAACUGCUUGGUACACUUACGAGAGAGAAGAUCAUGAGCGCAUGGAAGCAGAUUGCUUCGAGUUGCCCAGGAGUGAAAAGUGCCCCGCCACCUUCCGUCGAGAUGGACAAAAGUACACUUGUCACACACUUCAUGAGCUUCUUUGAACGAGCACGACACGGAAGGAGUGCAAGAGCUGGUCAGAGCCCAUCUCCAGCGAGAAUGACGGUGCCUGUGGUGCCUCUAUCACCUGAAGACUUUCUGGAGGACUCUCGCGAUGAUCUUGACAUCGAGCUUCGCUUCUUUGACGAUGGUCGACAGUACGAUAUCAAUGCCAUGCUCACGAUGCGGAAGGGAGAGCUGGAGACCAUGACGGCCAAGCUUCAAAAGUCCCCCUCCGAUGCCGUGUGCGAUUGUGUUUUCAAAGGGAAAAAGGUCAGCGCGGGCUCUUGGAUGGAAUCUUUACAGAAUAUGACACUGGAGGAACUGGAGAUGCUCCGCAGCAGCAUGACAAAGGAAGCAGCACAGAAGCCCGUUUCGAGGGUGGGUAGCUGCCUGCCUGCUCUGCGGCGGCUAAGGGCGCUCCACGCCAAGGUCGAAGCAACCUUGUUGUUCGUGGAGGAUAUGUUGUGUGAAGACUUCAACUUGACCUUCCAUGGUAGCCUCAUCAAGCUACGCGAUGCGGUUUCCGAGAAGAUUGGACAGCUGAAAGCAGCUGACUUCAUAGCAACUAUUCCUAGCCCGCCUGGGACGUCCAGCUCCCCAUUUCGCAUGGUCAAUGCGGUCUUCGUGCAGCAGACGAUGAAGAUCGCAAGUUCGGAUGAGGAGCUGGCUUUCAAGCAGAAGGAGCGAGAGCUCGCCUCCUAUACUCGCAAGGUCAAAAAGCUCUUUCAGACCAUGGACCAAAGUGGUGACGGAGCGAUUAAUUUCGAUGAAUUCUCGAAGCUGGUGAAGUCGCCGAUGCUGCAGUUUUUGCUGAGCCAGCUGGAUUUGGAGUACCAUGACUUGUUGAGCUUGUUCGAAUUCCUGGACAACGGGGACGGACAAAUCACGCUUACCGAGUUCAUCGAUGGCGCUGCAAAGCUCCGUGGGACGGCGAAGGCAUUGGACAUAUGGCGAAUGGAGACGAAGCUCGAGGUGUUGUUUGGCGAAGUGCUGGCUGCCAUCCGAGGACACUCUGACGUCCGGGACGUUUUCGACAAGCUCCAGCUGAAAAACAUAACCUUCAGCACGAACUCGCGCACCUUGGGGGUAUUGGGGUUUCAGUGGAUCCUAGAGUUGUCCGACAUGACGGGCCGCACGCUGCUCUCUGUGCUUAUCCCCAGCCUCGUGCUCUUGGCCGCCGGCAGUGGCCUCCGUGCUGCCCGUGCGCGAGGGAUUUUCCCAGUCUACGAUGGCACCAUCACCUCACCCAGGUGCAGCUGCCAUUGCUGCGUGGUGGAACGUCGUCGGCCCGACGAAGCUGGAGGACAGCACCUCUCGAAGUGCGCUGCGCCGGCGAACCUCGGAGGCACCUGCUCCUCGGAGUGCACGGCCGUGGAUGACGAGGUCUUCACGCACGUGACCAUCGUGGAUAUGGACAGGUAUUGCUUCCACCGCUGUCAGCCCGAGGGCACCCUGCAGCCAUCGGAGAAGGUGGCCUUGGCAGAGAAGUUUGGCGGUUCCGACUCUUACCACGGCGGCUUCAGUGUAGACGCUGCUUGCAUCAAAGUGCCACACAGCUUGGAGAAUCUUGCGAUGGAGCCAACUGGAAAUGGCAACUCCGCUGUGUGUGUGGUUCGCAAGCCUGUCUGUCAGGAUUGCGAUGUUGGGAUUUGGACCUAA
Symbiodinium sp. CCMP2592 is the source of this 1926-nucleotide messenger RNA. NCBI's taxonomy places the organism in Eukaryota, Dinophyceae, Suessiales, Symbiodiniaceae. The record is from the annotation of a GenBank genome assembly.